AUGUCGAUGCCUCAGUCGUCAACAACAAUGCAGUCGGCAGGACAAGUUUCAAUGCCGAUCCAGACUUCUGCGCCAAGUGGGAGUUCUUUGCCGAUGAAUACAGCCCCGCAUAUUUCGGCAAUAGAUUCAUAUUCAACGGUGAUAACAGAUCAAUCAACUGGGAUAGGGAGACAAUCUAAUCAACAGCAGUCUAAUGCUGGAUCAAGUCUUUUCGGAGAGAGGUCUAGUUUUCUUGGGUCUUACGGAAGUCCGGAUUUUCAGACUCCAAGUUUUCAAAGCCCAUUAUUCCAAGUUCCAGUAUUCCAUAACCAAGGUCAAGUGGAUCAGGUUCCACCAAUGACUCUUGAAAUGAUGCACCAAAGGUUCACGGCAAUAGAACAUACUAUGGCUGGGCAAGUGGAAAGGUUCGAAAACGCUUUUCCGAGGUUAAUCAAUCGUAGUGCAAAUUCAGGGGGUGCUGGUUCCAGUGGAUCUGCAGUGACGGGCAGUAACACGGCUACAGGAACAGCACAUGUGGAAGUACCACCAGUUAAGAUGGUAAAUAAUCCUUUGUACAAUGCUAUAUUUCAACCGUCUGCAACAGAUACUCCGAUACAACAUGUUGGAACAAGAUCAAACAAUAACGGAUCACAAACUGUUGCAAAUACUACAAGGCAUGGGAUGCACAGUUGGUAUUACCCGAUGGUUCCGAGUCAACCUGCAUUCAUUCCACCACCAAGGAAUUUCACGUUUGAUGGGCAUCAAUUGCCUCCAUUGUCUUCCCAAUAUGAUGCACCAGUAAUGAUGUUUGGAACGCCAUGGGGACAACAUAUGCCUUAUCAAGGUUACCAAGUACCAUGA
Molecule: messenger RNA, 840 nt
Organism: Oldenlandia corymbosa var. corymbosa
Lineage: Eukaryota; Viridiplantae; Streptophyta; Magnoliopsida; Gentianales; Rubiaceae
Source: the annotation of a GenBank genome assembly